CAUCUAUUAUAAAAGCGUUUAACAUCAUUGGAAGUAUUCUUAGCGUUAAUUCAAUCGUAUCGGACGCUUCGUUCCAAUAUGAAAUACUUAGUAAUUUGUGUUAUUGUUAUUUGUGCACAAAACGUUGCGGGAAGAAGCAUAACUAACACAACGGAUGUUCACAAUGAAGAACAUGAAAACAAUAAUGAAACAAAAAUGUGCCACUACAGUGACCCGGAUAUCGCAAACUGUAUAAAGCGUAUGGCGGAACAAGCACGGAAAGUGCUGGCCCACGGCAUCCCCUCUCUUAACAUACAGCCUCUCGAACCUCUGAAGAUACCCAACAUAAGACUAAGACAGCACAAUGCUCCCAAAUCUGGCUUCAAGUAUGAUGCGUGGUUCUCCGAUGUCGAACUCAGGGGACUUACGAAUUACACAUUCAAUAAAUUGGACGUUUACCCACAAGAUUUGAAAGUUAAUACGAACAUAAGUCUGCCGCAUCUCGCCAUGACCGGGGAAUACGUCGUCAUCGGACAGUUCCAGAUGCUGCCUGUGGAAUCCACGGGAAAAAUGGCCGCUAACUUUACUCUGUGUACGGCGGCGUUAGAAGCGGUCGGUGCGAAGGUCCACAAAAGAAUAGUAGUCCGCGACGCCAAUGUCAAGCUGAAGUGUGCAGGACAUCUGAGUGCUGACCUCAUGGAGGCUCACUCGACCACACAUGAAAUGGAAAUGAUAACCAGUCAUCUAAUAGGAAUGCAUUCUUCAGAGAUAGCAAAAGAAGUGCAGCCCGCUGUGGAAACAGCUCUCGCGAUGGUCCUAGAAGACAUCGCAAACAAAUUCCUCAAACGAAUCCCAUCUAAUAUGGUUUUCCCAAAUUAGAUUAUUAUCUAACUCAUGUAUCUAAUUUGACUAUAAUGUAAUUUAUUAGUUCAUUUUGUUGU
Molecule: messenger RNA, 920 nt
Organism: Papilio polytes (common Mormon)
Lineage: Eukaryota; Metazoa; Arthropoda; Insecta; Lepidoptera; Papilionidae
Exons: 5
Coding region: 79-858 (259 amino acids)
Source: RefSeq, a predicted model, not a curated record